GCAAGAGAAACCAAAGUCCAACUUGGAAUCGUCCUGACAUGAGUGAUCUGAGGAUUGUCCUGCUGGGGAUGAAUAUAUCCGAAAACAACAAAGUGGGAAACUUAAUCUUAAAUAAAAACGUGUUUGGAAAGAAAACACCACAACCUGAUGUAGAGAAGUUCAGUGAAAGAGUGGAGACGAGAAACAUCACAGUCAUCACUCACCUGCUCAAAUCACAAAACCCUGUACAAAAAAUAAUGGAGAAAUCGUUUGAGUUUUCUCCUCCAGAACCUCAUGUGAUCAUACUGGUUCUGCAGCAUAAGGAUUUUAGUAAGAAUAAAAGAAAACGAUUACGGUCUGUACUGAGCCGCUGUGGUGAGCAGGCGAUGAAGCACACAGUGAUUCUGACUACUGAUGAUGAGGCAUGUGACGAUGAACUGAAAUCUGUAAAAGAAAAGGAGUUAAUUCAGCAAUUAUCUACAGAAUGUGGAGGAGGACGUCUUCUACUUCAAAACACACAACACUCUCAGUUACUUAAAAAAGUGGAUGAAAUAAUCCCUCAUAGUAAAUAUAAGGAGACACAACAGGUGUCGGCACUGGAUCAAGAAGGUAGAAGAUCUGAGGGUUCAGUCAGACGGAAAGAGAGAGCAGCAGGUUCUGAGUACAGAGAACAUGAUGAAAGCCAAAAAGCGAUAAGAGAAGAAAAUAGUUCUUGGAAACUUGAAG
Messenger RNA from Sinocyclocheilus anshuiensis, 705 nucleotides. Its product is annotated as GTPase IMAP family member 5-like. The record is from RefSeq and is a predicted model, not a curated record. Gene Ontology annotation, molecular function: GTP binding. The annotation marks the transcript as partial. The transcript is spliced from 2 exons. Lineage: Eukaryota; Metazoa; Chordata; Actinopteri; Cypriniformes; Cyprinidae.